This is a messenger RNA of Canis lupus familiaris (dog), 2826 nucleotides long. RefSeq names its product gap junction protein alpha 9 (gene GJA9). Gene Ontology annotation, cellular component: connexin complex. Lineage: Eukaryota; Metazoa; Chordata; Mammalia; Carnivora; Canidae. The record is from RefSeq and is a predicted model, not a curated record. Gene Ontology annotation, biological process: cell communication. The transcript has a single exon. The coding region runs from base 815 to 2359 and encodes 514 amino acids.
UCCAUGUACCGGGAGCCCGACGUUGGAUUCGAUCCCGGGUCUCCAGGAUUGCGCCCUGGGCCAAAGGCAGGCGCCAAACCGCUGCGCCACCCAGGGUUCCCAAAUCUAAAUUCUUUAGCAAAAACCAGAUCUGUUUCCUCUGGUUUCAUUAAGUGCUGUAUCUUACUGACUUAUCAAAAGAAACCCAUUCAUUUUCCCUUGAGUGUAUAAAUGAGGUUUUUAAAAGCACCGACUUUGGUUAUAAUUUUUAUAUAAUCUUAAUAAAGAGGUUUAUAAAAUCAUGUCAGUAGUCUUAGAAACCUCUCCAAAAGUUCUCCGUUAAAGAAAGUAAAACAGUAAUAAACUUCAGCUAACAAUAACAAGAUUCCUUUCUUGUAGGGAAUCCUACGAUUGUUGUUUUUAAGUUUUAUUUACUUAUUUUAAAAUAAUCUCUAUACCCAACAUGGGACUUGAACUCACAACCCUAAGAUCAAGAGUCACAUGCUUUUCUGAGUCAGCCAAAUACCCAUCUACAUUCUAUUCUUCAUAGAGAAUAUAUACAACCCCCUCCCUCCAGGUAUCUUUUUUUUUCUUCAUUGCAUUAUGACGUCUAAACAUAAGUGAUUUUCAAUUCCUGAUAUCUUACAUAUAUUCUUGAUAAAAUGAUCAGUUCUCUAGGGAAAAAGUAGAGCAACCAGUACACUUAAGAGAGUGAUGCUUUGUUCAUGUUUUGGCCAUAGGGUUGCUUUACGAAACAGCACGCCCUUCAGAAUAGAAGAAUUUAUCUGUCUCCUAUCUGAUGGGGUUCAGAGUGAAGAUGGCUGAGUAAAUAAGCAUGGGGAACUGGAAUUUCCUUGGAGGCAUCCUGGAGGAAGUUCACAUCCACUCCACCAUAAUUGGAAAGAUCUGGCUCACUGUCCUGUUCAUAUUUCGAAUGCUUGUUCUGGGUGUAGCAGCUGAAGAUGUCUGGAAUGAUGAGCAGUCUGGCUUCAUCUGUAAUACAGAACAACCUGGCUGCAGAAAUGUGUGCUAUGACCAGGCCUUUCCUAUCUCCCUCGUUAGAUAUUGGGUUUUGCAGGUGAUAUUUGUGUCUUCACCGUCCCUGGUCUACAUGGGCCAUGCUUUGUACCGACUGCGGGUUCUGGAGAAAGAGAGGCAGAGGAGGAAAGCUCAACUGAGAGGAGCACUGGGGGGGGUGGGGUUUGAAGUGCCUGGGGAUCGGAGAAGACUGGAGCAAGAACUCUGUCAGCUGGAACAAAGGAAACUAAAUAAAGCUCCACUCAGAGGAACCCUGCUUUGCACUUAUGUGGUACACAUUUUCACUCGCUCUAUGGUUGAGGUUGGGUUCAUGAUUGGACAGUAUCUUUUAUACGGAUUUCAUUUACAGCCUUUAUUUAAAUGCCAUGGCCACCCAUGUCCAAAUGUAAUUGACUGCUUUGUCUCAAGACCAACAGAAAAGACAAUAUUCCUAUUAUUUAUGCAAUCUAUAGCCACUGUUUCACUUUUCUUAAAUGUUCUAGAAAUUUUCCACCUCGGUUUUAAAAAGAUUAAAAGAGGGCUUUGGGGACAAUAUAAGUUGAAGGAUGAGCAUAAUGAAUUCUUUGCAAACAAGUCAAAACAAAAUCUUGCCAAAUAUCAGAGCACAUCUGCAAACUCACUGAAGGGAUUCUCUUCUGCACCUGAUUAUUAUCUGUUAAUGGAAAAGCAAAAACACCCAGCAGCGUGUCCUAGUUUAAGUUCACCUGCAUUUCAGGCAGAUCCUGACAACCACAGUGGAAAUGAUGAGAAAUGCAUUUUGGAUGAACAAGAAACCGUACUUUCUGAUGAGAUGCGUACACUUAGUGCUACGUGUAGUCAUCUUCAACACAUCAGCUCGUGUAAUAAUGAAGACACUCAUAAAAUAUUUAGAAGAGAAGUGGGUACCCCAUUAAAGGAAAAGAGAGAAAUGGCCUGCAAAGACGGCAAAAGGAACCACUGCUCUAGAGGUCAUUGUUCUAUUCCAGGUGUUGCUAUAGAACUGGAUAAUCACAUGGGGCAGUCAUCCCAAACAGCGUUCCCUCCGCCUGCUCAGGGUGCUUGGGAACAGUCGUGGCUUAGCACGACAUGGGGUCCCUCUCCAGAAGAGGAAAAUCAGGGGUCACCCCCUAAAGGAAACCUCAAGGGUCAGUGCAGAGAGGGCACGAUUAGAACCCUUCCCCCUUCGCAGGGAGACUGCCAAGCACCUGACAUUUCAGACACUCCUGAUUCUUUGGGACAGUUGACCUUCGAUUCUGAUUUGGUCAGAGGCUGCAAUAAUCCUACUGCUUGUCCUCCAAAUCAUUUAGUGUUGCUGACAAACCACCUCACUGGCAGGCGGGCUCCCACAGACCUUCAGAUCUGAGCAGCUGUGGGCUCCUAGACUUUCUGCAUAUUGUUAUCACAGAGGUAGCCUAGUGGUGGUGGAGCACAGGUAAGGGCAGCUCUAAAGACCAGCUGUUCCGACAGACCAUUGCAAACCCAUCUCAAAAAGAAAAACACACGCAUCCAUUCUGAAUGGCGAAGGGGCAGUUUUAAAUUCAAAGCCAUAGUUACCAACUCGGGGUUACUGCUUUACAGGCUCCCUUCAGAAUCCAUGAAAACUGAUUCUUGCCAAGUCACAAAUUCAGAACUGAGGCUUCACGGUUUGGAACCAGGUUUUUCCUUGAAGGAAGUUUUUCCCUGAAGGAACCUUGGGAGAUGGUUCUGGAUCUACAUCAUCCUCCCUUUUGGUUGCGAAUCUUUUGUUUCUGGACGAUGGUUAAAUUGUUUGUCAAUGGGACUUAAUUUAGUUUCCUUAUAGACUGCAACUUGCUGCCUCUUGAGUGUAAC